Messenger RNA from Melampsora larici-populina 98AG31, 1696 nucleotides. RefSeq lists its product as uncharacterized. The transcript is spliced from 4 exons. The record is from RefSeq and is a predicted model, not a curated record. Lineage: Eukaryota; Fungi; Basidiomycota; Pucciniomycetes; Pucciniales; Melampsoraceae. The coding region runs from base 203 to 1696 and encodes 497 amino acids.
GCUUCAUCGAUGCAGGGGAACUUCACAUCCCAAGAGUAAGCAGUCAAGACCAACAAGGGGACAGAAGAGGUCUAGAUCAUACAUAUAUAUAUGACCGAUUGGAAUCUAUAUUUCCUUCAUAAGAAAAAAACCCUAUAGCAAAUCGUUCUGUUUUACCACCACCAUUUGACCAUAUUUUUUGCUACUUUACACGUUUUUAAAGAUGUCACCAAUGAAACCUCCUCACCGUCAUCGCCUACUCAAGACUGAUGAAGGCCAAGAACCACCCAAGCAGUCAUCCUCUCGUUCCGUGUUUGUGAGAUGCCCUAGACCCCCCUGCGUUGCUUCAUAUCUCCCUUUCAAUGCGGCUCACCAUUCACGCUCAUGCAAACACUUUCGCUGCCUCAACACCCACUGCGGUUUCACCGGUACUGAGGCUCAAGCUCAAUAUCACCUUUCAGAAUGCCUUUACUCGCUCCCUUUCUCUUCGGAUCAAGCUGCUACGACCGAUCCACUCUCUUCAGAUAUGGAAUCUGAGGUACAAGAUAUCCUGACUUCGCCACACAAAAAUAGCUAUCCAACCGACCCAUCUAGCGACCUGUCAAGCUCUCCUCGUGAUUCCAAGCAACAUCUUAAACUGGCACCACUACUCUUCUCUCGCCCUUCUUCUGCCAGCUCACAACAUCCUCAAAUUCCACCACUAUCAAGCUGCUUACCACAAAAGCGCAGAUAUCUCUCUACUCUCGCUCCAACCCGUACAUUAGCCGUUAACCCAGUUAUCAACCCGUACGAUCCGGCUGCUAAAAGAAUCUUCUCUCGCCCUCCGACCGUUGCACCAUCAUCAGUUCCAGCACCCUCCACAUCACAUUCUUCUUCAUCCAUGCCUCGCUCACCUGAUCCCAAAUCUUCUACCAUCUGCCUUGCUCGGUAUCGACCACAAGCACCCCAAGAGUCAGCUUCCGCAACUCAAGCAGCAGAAAUACUCAAGCUCCAGGCUGCUCUAGAACAAAGUCAAUCGGACGUCACACGUCUUAGAGAACAACUCACGAAUGUAAAAGACGAACUCGGCAAUCUUGCCGAAGCAGCUUAUUGUGACUUCCCGCAUGAUUUACUCGUGGGUGAAGUGAUCAAGACAUAUGAAACAACUUGUACUCCAAUUCUUACUGUGCUCGAAGAGACUGCAGGAGCCGAGGCUAUCCAAUCAAAUAACAAUGAGGAGGAGGAAGUCCAAAACGAAGCGGAAUUCGCGGCAGAGGAAAAAGGCGCGCUAGAGGAUGAUCCGGACGAAGAAGAGGAGGAAGAAGAAGAAGAAGAAAUGUAUUCUACCAGCGAAGAGGAGGAAAGUGAUGCCGAUGAAGAAGAAUACUGUUCAAGUGAUGAUGAGCCAAUUCAACCCAUCAGUUCUUCAAAUGUUAAACCGAGCUCGAGCAAGCAAAGUGCAGACUCAUCACUAACAGCUGGCGAAUUGAGCGCACUAGUGAGACGUAGAAUAUCAGGCUCGAGACCUAGGACUAGAGAUGAUGACAUGUUUGGAAAGGAUGAUAUAGAAAAUAGCUGUCGAAGACCUACUGCGUUUGUUAAACGGUUGGCUGAAACGACUUGGGAUCCAUCUGAUGAUAUUGAAGAAGCUGGUGUACCUGGUGUAUGCAAUUUAAUGAAUUUAUUCAAUGAGGCUAAAAGGAAGAAGAGACAAAGGGAGGAUGCAGAAUCGUCAUAA